AUGUCAGCCAUAACCCUCCCAGACACAUCAUCCGUCCCCGUCCAUUCCCUCGACACGCUGCAGCAAGACGCUCUGCUGCCCAUCUGCAAGGCAUGUGGCACCCAGUAUCCCAAGCCUCGCCCCGACUGCCCUAUAUGUGAAGACCCUCGGCAGUAUGUCCCUGUUACAGGUCAAGAGUGGACUUCCCUUGCAGAGCUGGGCUCUGGCAGGAAGCACAUCCUCCAGCCGGACGAGGAAGACGCUCGCAUCAGUCAUAUCAUGACCGAGCCUGGGUUCGCCAUCAACCAGACACCCUUCUUGAUACAGACUGCCGAAGGAUCUUACAUCUGGGACUGUGCUGCCUUCUUGUCGGUGGGAUUGAUCGGUCAUCUGACAGCGCUGGAGAAGCCUCUGAAAGCCAUGGCGAUAUCACAUCCUCAUUUCUUUGCUACUUCUCUGACCUGGGCAAGAGCACUCAAGAUACCUCUCUACAUUUGUGCAUCCGAUCAGACAUGGUUCGCGAGAGCAGAAGACUUGGAAGAUUGUGAUGAUGUGAGGUCGUGGUUGGGCGAAGAAGUGCUUGGACCAGGCGUCAAGCUUGUCCAGUGUGGAGGUCACUUCCCCGGAUCCUGCGUACUUCACUGGGAUCGCCUCCUCGAGCCAUCUCCUCCCGCCGACAACCUGCCCACCACCCCCACGCCCGUCUCUGGCAUCAUAUUUGUCUCUGACACGCUCAUGAUCCGUCCUGCCCAAACUCACUUUUCCUUCCUCUGGUCCAUUCCCAACUCUAUUCCCCUCCGCCCGCAGUACGUCCUCGGCAUUCAAAAGGCGCUGGAGGGGGUGAAUUUCGCGCAGGCGACUUGUGCGUGGAGGAGUUUGUGGAUUCGAGAUGGGGCGAAGAAGGCUUUGGGAGAGAGUGUGGUGGAGUAUAUCGCAGGGGAGGGGUGGAGGUUGGAGAAUGGUAAACUGGUGCCGCUUCUGACUCAAUAA
This is a messenger RNA of Cryptococcus wingfieldii CBS 7118, 969 nucleotides long. RefSeq names its product hydrolase. The coding region runs from base 1 to 969 and encodes 322 amino acids. Lineage: Eukaryota; Fungi; Basidiomycota; Tremellomycetes; Tremellales; Cryptococcaceae. The transcript has 5 exons. The record is from RefSeq and is a predicted model, not a curated record.